Symphalangus syndactylus (siamang) is the source of this 3981-nucleotide messenger RNA. RefSeq names its product tripartite motif containing 59 (gene TRIM59). Gene Ontology annotation, biological process: innate immune response; negative regulation of canonical NF-kappaB signal transduction. Gene Ontology annotation, molecular function: ubiquitin protein ligase activity; zinc ion binding; 2 iron, 2 sulfur cluster binding. The record is from RefSeq and is a predicted model, not a curated record. NCBI's taxonomy places the organism in Eukaryota, Metazoa, Chordata, Mammalia, Primates, Hylobatidae.
CCCGCCCGGUCUGGGCACCUGAAGCCCUUCGGGGCGGAGGAGGGCGGGGACUCGGGGCGGCUCUCAGCAUCCGCCUGGAGUCCGUGGCGCUGUGUUUCGGCGCUGUGGAGUUGCCUGGUCCGCCUCCUCCCCCCGGUGAGUCUAAGGACCUUUACGGAUGCGAGAAGGUGGUUCUGAGUCUUUUUUCUUUUCCUGUAGCACAGGCUGGUGUGCCCAGUGUGUUUGGCGAAUAAGAAUAAAAGAUUCUGGAGGAGUUGGAGAAGAGUGUAUUCAGUCCCCAAACCACGAGAUUGACGAAGAAAUGCACAAUUUUGAGGAAGAGUUAACUUGUCCCAUAUGUUACAGUAUUUUUGAAGAUCCUCGUGUACUGCCAUGCUCUCAUACAUUUUGUAGAAAUUGUUUGGAAAACAUUCUUCAGGCAUCUGGUAACUUUUAUAUAUGGAGACCUUUACGAAUUCCACUCAAGUGCCCUAAUUGCAGAAGUAUUAUUGAAAUUGCUCCAACUGGCAUUGAAUCUUUACCUGUUAAUUUUGCACUAAGAGCUAUUAUUGAAAAGUACCAGCAAGAAGACCAUCCAGAUAUUGUCACCUGCCCUGAACAUUACAGGCAACCAUUAAAUGUUUACUGUCUAUUAGACAAAAAAUUAGUUUGUGGUCAUUGCCUUACCAUAGGUCAACAUCAUGGUCAUCCUAUAGAUGACCUUCAAAGUGCCUAUUUGAAAGAAAAGGACACUCCUCAAAAACUGCUUGAACAGUUGACUGACACACACUGGACAGAUCUUACCUGUCUUAUUGAAAAGCUGGAAGAACAAAAAUCUCAUUCUGAGAAAAUGAUCCAAGGCGAUAAGGAAGUUGUUCUCCAGUAUUUUAAGGAGCUUAAUGAUAUAUUAGAACAGAAAAAAAAAAGUUUCCUAACGGCUCUCUGUGAUGUUGGUAAUCUAAUUAAUCAAGAAUAUACUCCACAAAUUGAAAGAAUGAGGAAAAUAAGAGAGCAGCAGCUUGAAUUAAUGACACUGACAACAUCUUUACAAGAAGAGUCUCCACUUACAUUUCUUGAAAAAGUUGAUGAUGUACGCCAGCAUGUACAGAUCUUGAAACAAAGACCACUUCCUGAGGUUCAACCUGUUGAAAUUUAUCCUCGAGUAAGCAAAAUAUUGAAAGAAGAAUGGAGCAGAACAGAAAUUGGACAAAUUAAGAACGUUCUCAUUCCCAAAAUGAAAAUUUCUCCAAAAAGGAUGCCAUGUUCCUGGCCUGAUAAGGAUGAAAAGGAAAUUGAAUUUUUAAAAAUUUUAAACAUUGUUGUAGUUACAUUGAUUUCAGUGAUACUGAUGUCGAUACUCUUUUUCAACCAACACAUCAUAACCUUUUUAAAUGAAAUCACUUUAAUAUGGUUUUCUGAAGCCUCUCUAUCUGUUUACCAAAGUUUAUCUAACAGUCUGCAUGAGGUAAAGAAUACACUGUGUCACAUUUUCUAUUUGUUGAAGGAAUUCGUAUGGAAAAUAGUUUCCCAUUGAAAACGUCAACCUGAAUUGUUUAAAUGGGCUUAUUCUGUACAUUGCUAAAUGAAAAAUGGGGUGGCAUGGAUAAAUAGCAAACUAAGCUUUAUUAGCGCUGCAACUAAUAUAAACAUGUUUAUAUUUGUUACUUCUUUUGGUUAGCAAUGAUAUGUCAAAGUUAGAAAUAUCUGAAAUACUAAAAUCUUUGGGAAACAGAAUCUAGUAACAAUUUGAAAAUUAAUACACCAUCCCAUUUUUAUUGGCUUUAUGAAGGUUGACAUAAUGUUGCUGUGACAUUUAAACAUUCUUGUACCAAUAUUGUCUUUUAUCAUUAUUAUAUACUGCAGUUAAUUGGCUUUACAGUUCUUUAUAUAUAUAUAUAACAAAAUCCUGAAAGUACAUAUACCUUUAUUUUGAUGUGGCUUGAAGCUUUUGAAUGGAUGAAUAAGGAUGAUAGAAAGGUUUCAAAAUCAAGCAACAAAGUCUUAAAGUGAUAAGGCAUGGCUUAAAGAUCUUUUGAUCAAACAUACCUGUGUUUUAGAUAGAUUUAAGAGCCCUAAAUGUUUAUCACCAUUCACUCCAAAUAAAGCUAUUGCUUUUGGAUAACUGUUAGAGAACAGUGGCUUUUUAAAAGAAAUUUUUGAGACUGGGUCUCACCUUGUUGCCCAGGCUGGAGUAUAGUUGUCUAGUCAUGACUCACUGCAGUUUCGACCACCCAGGCUCAAUUGAUCCUCCCGCCUCUGCCUCUGGAGUAGCUGGGACAAGGCACACACCCCCAUGCCUGGCUAAUUAAAAAAUUUUUUGUAGAAACGAGGUUUUGCCAUAUUGCCUAGGUUGGUUUCAAACUUAUGGGCUCAAGAGAUCUGCCCACCUUGCCUCCCAAAGUGCUGGGAUUACAGAUGUUAGCCACACUGUGCCUGGGGGCCAGCAUUUUCUAAUACUUGUCGUAUUCUAUAGUUUGUGUAAAUUUAAGAUUGUAUGUUUUUUCUGCUCGUCAGUCAAAUCAGUUCUUGGAUUAAAAACUCAUUUUUACUAGAACAGAAUCAUGUUGGUAACUUGGUCUGCAACAGGUUUUGAUGGCAUCAUGUGGACUUUAUUCAUCUUAACUCAUUUAAAUUUUCUACCACAUUCCCUUAAUUAAGCUAAUGCAAAAGUACCAACAACUUAAUCUUUUUUUUUUUUUUUUUGAGAUGGAGUCUUGCUCUGUCGCCCUCGCUGGAGUGCAGUGGCGUGAUCUCGGCUCGUUGCAAGCUCUGCCUUCCAGGUUCACACCAUUCUCCUGCCUCAGCCUCCCGAGUAGCUGGGACUGCAGGCAUCCGCCACCACACCCAGCUAAUUUUCUGUAUUUUUAGUAGAAACGGGGUUUCACUGUGUUAGCCAGGAUGGUCUCGAUCUCCUGACCUCAUGAUCCACCUGCGUCAGCCUCCCAAAGUGCUGGGAUUACAGGCGUGAGCCACCACGCCUGGCCCAACAACUUAAUCUAUUAGCUUUGCUUAAGAGGACCUAUUAAAUCAAAGCCCUUUAGUUCCCUUUAAGAGGGACUGGAGUUAUGAUGCAUGUGUUACGACUCUUGGCCCACCGUCCAUGCAACCCUAAGUGCAGGUUGAUGGUGCUUUCCAGAAAUCCCAAAGGGGCUGCUCUUGGAUCACCGAAGAAGAGCUAGUUCAGAAAGACAUUCUGGGUCAGAUUAGACUAUGCUCCUGGCCCUACAAAUUGCACAUAAACUAUCAUAAAUAAAUACAGCUUUUUCAGGGAACUAGUUCUAAAACUCUUAUCUGCUGAGAAUAAGUCUUAACACUAAGAUGACUAUUAUAUCAAUUUAUUAUUAGAAUCAGACUUACACCUAGCACAAUUAACUAUUGUGUGGGCAAAGAACAUUUAAAGGGCAUAGUAGAGCUAAGGAGAAACACAUACUCAGCUAUUUAGAGAUAAAAAUGUUAAGUUGCACUGAUUACUUAAAAUACUAGUCACACCAUAAAAGUGCCCUGUAGUUUCAAAAACACAAGCAAUGAAAUGUUUAUUAGCCAUUGUUAAGCUACUUAAUCUCAUUUCUGUGAUGUGAAUAUUUUUAACCCCCACUUUUUGUAGAUGAGGGAACCGACAAGUGACUUGCCCAAGGCCAUAGAGCUGUGAGAAAACCCACGCAUUCUCUUUUCAGAGUUCAUGCUAUCACUCAACUUUAAAGUAGGCCAAGAUUAAUGUUGGUAAGGGUUUGUAAUCUGUAAGAAAAUAGCUAAAAACGUAAGUAUAUACGUCAUUUUAGAUGACAUUAUUUUGUAUCUUGCUAGUUUUUAGGAAAACUUUUCAUUUUGUUAAGUAUGCAUGAAUAUAGUUGAAUAUAUGAGUAACUGGUUCUUAUGCUGCUGUUUUGUAUUUUUACCAGCAGGAAGAUUGCAAAAGUUAACGUAUAUAAAUCUUGAAAUAUUUCUAAGUAAGUUUUAUGUAUAACAAAAUAUGUAUUUUAAUAAACUCCUUUUGAUAUUUUA